Molecule: messenger RNA, 240 nt
Organism: Arachis ipaensis
Lineage: Eukaryota; Viridiplantae; Streptophyta; Magnoliopsida; Fabales; Fabaceae
Source: RefSeq, a predicted model, not a curated record
AUGAAUACAGGUAGAAAAACUCAAAGAAGAACUUACGGAUGUGACAAUGACGUGGCUUGCUCCUUCCUCGAUGUAACUCAAACAAUUGUCCGAAUUUAUUCCCCUUCCAACUUGCAAACCGCCUGGAUAAGCAUGCAAUGCUUCAAGUGCAGCAGCUUUGCUCAAAGGAUCCGCACCGAGCAUGAUCGCAUGGCCACCGGUAAGCCCAUCUUGUUUGUAAAGAAUAGCAUACUCAGCUAA